This is a messenger RNA of Rhincodon typus (whale shark), 2852 nucleotides long. RefSeq names its product glycoprotein M6Bb (gene gpm6bb). Gene Ontology annotation, cellular component: myelin sheath; plasma membrane. Gene Ontology annotation, molecular function: structural constituent of myelin sheath. The coding region runs from base 106 to 852 and encodes 248 amino acids. NCBI's taxonomy places the organism in Eukaryota, Metazoa, Chordata, Chondrichthyes, Orectolobiformes, Rhincodontidae. Gene Ontology annotation, biological process: central nervous system myelination; axon development. The transcript has 7 exons. The record is from RefSeq and is a predicted model, not a curated record.
GACACAGAAUACAGGCAGUCCCUGGGUUCCAAACGGGAUCUACUCUGAAGUCUGUUCUCAAGUCAAUUUUUACGCAAGUUGGAACACUAUGCAGGACAGUAUAAAAUGACUGUUCGUUGUUUCGAGUGCUGUAUUAAGUGCCUUGGAGGAGUUCCGUAUGCGUCGCUGCUGGCAACAAUUCUGUGUUUCUCUGGCGUGUCGCUGUUCUGUGGCUGUGGCCAUGUGGCUCUAACCAAGGUGGAAAGGAUUGUGUCCCUAUACUUCUCUCUCAACUCAAGUGACCAUGCCUUGCUGACUGAUGUAAUCCAGAUGAUGCAGUAUGUCAUCUAUGGAAUUGCUUCAUUCUUCUUCCUCUAUGGAAUAAUCCUUCUGGCAGAAGGGUUUUACACCACAAGCGCUGUAAAGGAAAUUCAUGGCGAGUUCAAGACCACUGUGUGUGGACGCUGCAUCAGUGGAAUGUUUGUCUUUCUGACCUACAUGUUGGGAAUAGCGUGGCUGGGAGUUUUCGGCUUUUCUGCUAUUCCAGUCUUUAUUUAUUACAACAUGCGCUCCACCUGUCAGACCAUCGACAACCCACCGGCAAAUCUGACAGAAGUGAUUGAAGAUAUCUGUGUGGACGUCCGACAGUACGGUAUCAUUCCCUGGAAUGCCUCACCUGGAAAAGCCUGUGGCUUAACCUUGACUGCCAUCUGCCACACAUCUGAGUUUGAUUUGUCCUAUCAUCUGUUUAUCGUAGCUUGUGCUGGAGCUGGUGCUACUGUCAUUGCACUGCUCAUCUACAUGAUGGCUACCACAUAUAACUUUGCUGUUUUGAAGUUUAAGAGUCGAGAAGACUGCUGCACAAAAUUCUAAGUUGCUAUAGAAGCAGUAUACAGAGCUCUACGAGCCGCACUGAGUAGCUUGAACUACCACUGGCAUCAUGGACUAAAACAGAACUUAUUAAUCUGCAUUUUACAAAAGAAUAAUUUGUAAAUAGCGCAAGAAAGCAUCAUAUAGCAUCAACACUUACAGCACUCUUUCUAGUGUCUUUUUUGAAUUAACAUGACUGCCAUAGAGAUGUACGGUCUGGCUAUUUUUGUCUCUUAAUAUGGGAUCACUAUUUCAUGCCGAUCGCAUUGCAUUGAUAAGAAAGGUUUAUAUAUUAUUGGUUGGUCCCAAAUCAUUCAUUUGCUCACGCACAUGCCAUUGCAAGUGUAUGCGUGUUUCAGUUAUCAAUUGAUGAUGAGAUAGACUUAACAUAGAAGAAGUAACAUGUAUCAAUGGUUUCAUAUGAAGAAAUUUCACUACUAAUGGUGACAAAAUUUUAAGAAGUCCAAAACUGAUUUCCUAUGUGUUAAACACAAGAGAAAUUUAUUGGAGCAAAUUUUGUUAUAUCAAAGCUUUCCCACAAUCUGCUUUAACUCCAUUUCAUUUUAAAGGACUCUUUCAGAUCCACUUUAUUCAUCCAGUAUUGCCAAAUUGUGAGGCUUGUCUGAACUGUAAAUCAAUUAGUGUAUUUGCCACAGGAUGACUAACUUGAACUACAUUGUAAAUGGUUUGGAAGUUUUGUAAAUUCAGGUGGCUGAUAUAUUUUAAACAAAUUAAAUUGGCUGAUCAGUUUAAAAUACCACAACCAAUAAAAUGCCAAAUCAGAUGCCCUUCUCCUACCAUUUUUGCCUUCAUCAAGAGUGCUCAGUUCAAUAAAAGCACACAAGUCACUCAGUGAAUUGUGUCUCUACAAAAAAACAAAUCAGUAAAUUGUUGUUGUUAUAAGGCAAACAUUUUUGUAAAUUUGAUUUCAUUAUUUUAAAAAGUUAUAACUUCUGGUUUACCAAUGCAAUGCACUCACCAGAUUUUUUUUAAAAUCACAUUGAAAAAUAGUGGGUCCAAUUAAAUGCUGCUGGUAUUGGAAACAAAGUAGAUUUGUGGGAAUGGUUUAUCUAUUUUGUUCCAUUAUCAUGAACAGUUAAGGGCACAUAUAGGAGCUUUGAACAUGCAUGAUUUGUUAAAGCAAAUUUCUAUUUAAAAGGCAAGUAUGCAUUGAUAGAUAUUUUGCACCCAGUUAAGUUUUCUAAUUUUCUCAUUUCUCUGGAAUAUUGUCUUCAAAAAGUUUUGAUGUUAUGGAAAUAUAUAACAAACUAACACACACUGAUUACUGACUUUAAAAAUACAGGGAGACAAGCUUUGUAUUCUAUAAUAGAAAAAUUUAACAUAAGUUUUAAAAGGGAAAUAAUGCAGUGAGAGCAACUAAACUGCUUUUAAGAUACCUUGUGCAUCAAAAAGAAUCUGCCUAAAUUUGUUAAGUGACCAAUUGAAUACAACCAGACCAGUCUUGGUCCUCAGAAACUGACUCCUUAAAUAGCCAGAUCUUGCACCUGAACCAUGGCAAAUGUUUUGUUUGUUGGAGCACAAGAGAUUGUGAAAAAUAGGUUGUUUGGUGUAAGAAGUGAUGGAAUAUAGAUUGUCUCCUAUUCCCCAUUCCCAUGAGUAGGGUUCUUCUGUGUUGCUGGGAUUGCACCAGUUUGAGGCUUAGUAUGAGAAUGAGUGACUGCCCUAAAUACUAACAUUUUUUCUCUGCAGUUACAGCAUUGACAGCCAAGGGUUAGUACAUUGUUUCUUUGUUAAUUAAGUGUAACACUUGCCUUUGCCAGACAUUUUAAAAAUCUUCAAAUGUGCCAUUAUAAUAUUUGUUAACCUCAAAACUGCAUGCUUUACACUUGUUUUUAGUCACCUUUUGUUACAAAAAUUCCCACAUUUCGGCAUUAUUUAAUUUUCUUAAUGCAGUAUUUUGAAAUUGUAUGUAUAGACACUUUAUUGACUUUCAAUCAUUUUUUUCUUCAUAUACUCAAAAUAAACAUGCUUUCUUUACAAAA